UUUGUCGGCAUCAGUCUUGACGAAAGAGAAACGCUGCAGAAGAUGUUUUCUCCCAUAAUCCGAUUUACAUUUGGGUUUAUGGUGCUGCUUCUGUUAUGCAGUAGCGUUCAAUCCACCUGCGAUGAUACUGGUGGCUGGGCUAAGCCUGUCUUUGAGCUUUUUAACAUGCGCCUUGUUUUGCUCAAAAAAGCCUUGCCAUUGAAAGAGGAACAAGAAACUGAGAACAUAAAAGAAUUUGCCAAUACCUUGAAGGAAUUCCAAGACAAAGCUGGAAAUUUCAUGAAAGCACCACUGUCCAAUCCAGAGUUACCCAAUGAUUGCUUGUCUAUGAUUGCCAAUCUACAGUGGCCAUCUUUUUUGGACAGAACGUCUCUUGUCACCAGCGAUAUUCUUGUCUCUAAUGAGAACGGUAGGGGCCAAAAAAUUGAUGAACGAAUACGAGAUAACAUUAAAAAUCAUCUAAAUUCAGCUGACAAAACCUCAGUUUAUUCUUUGCCGCGUAAAGAKAUUUGCCAAGGYGUUAAUGCACGUAAAAUCACAAAAGAAAUAUCGAUAACAGAUGUGUGCCCUAAUGUCGAUUCUUGUGCAACGGAAGGAAAACCAUACGGUCAACAAUUUCUUGGCACAGAUCUUACAGACGCCUGUACGCCUGAUGAAAAAUGCGAUUUGUCCAAGGCUAUGCGCAUGAUGUUAGGACUAUUUUGGUAUGAAAUCAAUGAAUGGAUUGUUGACAGAAUAUGUCCUGAAAGUUGCGAAGGUGGGAACUGCACAUUCGAAGAGACGUACAAUAAAGUCAAUCAUGAUGCCAAUCUCCUCAUGGCAUUUGUCAGCAUUACUCCAAGUUAUUUCACAUCAACAUGGAAGACUUUUCUUGAAGAUGCAGUUGCAACCAAAGCAUAUUUCAACUUAGACCAUUCUCUAGCCAUGGUACAAGAAAACGAAAACGUCUUCAAAGUAAUGCAAACGGCGUGUAGCGAUCUUCUAUUCACAGAGUCUUGCCCUUAUUCUGAUAUUUACAAGGAAUAUGUUAUGAUCAAGAAGAUUCAGCGAUACACUAAAGACAAGAGAAGCCUCGCUUUGGUAAGAGAUUUUCGAAACCUGCCAAACAUUAACUUUAAAGCGAGACUGGAGCAAGAACAAAGUACAUAUCAACAUAUAGAACUAUUGGGUACAAUAAAGGCUCUUGAUGAAAACUUAGAAGCGUCUGUCUCUGGAAUAUCCCAGUAUUUUCAAGGUCUUGCAAACUUUGACGAAGGAAUUGCUGAUGCUGACGUAGCCUUCAUUCAGGGCGAGUUGGAUAAAUAUAACACCAGUCUCAUUGAUACGCAGUCUCAAUUAAAAGAGGACGUCGAAGAAAUUAUGGCAAAGAUGAUUGUUGUAACUGCAGCGAAUCUUGGUGAAGCCACCGCUUUUCUUGCAAUAAAACUUGCCGAAAAUUCCAAUCCUCUUAAACUCAUUUUCAGUGGGCCUGAUUUGGCUGAAGUUGUAGAAGCAACAGGCAAAGUUGCAGAUGCCGCUACCGAUGUUGCUAAAGCAUCUGCACUUUAUAUAGCUUUGGAUGGACUUMCAGAGGAUUCUUUGAAAAUCUCUGAGGCUUUUCUAGGAAAUAGGGAUCAAAUUACAGGACUUAAAGAAGUUGUUGAGAAAAUAAGGCAAAAUAAAACAGAUGACAUUGGUAAAGACGCCGACAAAUUUCUGGAAGCUUAUGCUGCCUAUACUCCUCAGACAGAUCGAUCCAAACUGGAGAAAAAUAAUGCCUUGUGGUCGGCAUUCAAGGAUGCUACGUGCGAUAUCUUGAGUGGCGAMGUAGGCAUUGCUGGUGCGACUGCCAAAGGGAUUGUCGGAGGAAAACUAUUGUGUGAGAAACUCGAAGGAACUUUGGCUCAGUUUUUCACACUUCGAGAAGACAUAUURGAUUUCCAAUUCCAGUUGGUCGACGCCGUCGCAGCGGUCGUUCGCGGUAAUAUAGCAAAGAGGUUUGGAGGCAAUAUCAAAGGCAAAGGAGAUGUUCUGCACGCUAGUCAGCUAUUUAUAGGAUCUUUCAAGAUGCACUAUAAGUUUCAAUCCACCGCAUCCAUGUUUUGCGACAUCUUGGAAUAUCAGCACAAUGGUGAGCCAGCUAGGAUGCCGUGUUCGACAGUCGAUGGACUGUACAGUAAAGAAAACCUGGACGUCUUGAUUGACCACUCAUUUACCGCAUCUACCAAUGUGAUUGAAAGGCAAGUGUACAUUCCAACUCAAGCUAGUUUUGAAGGAGACACGGGCUACAUCGACUUGGCUGCUCUUGCAAGGGGGGAAAAUGUUGUCUUCAAGCCUCCGAUGAAUAAGGAUUGGCUACUGAACCACAGAUGGAUCACAUCAAGAAAAACUACAGAUAUGCCCUUCGUAAGCGAAUUCAAACUAUUUUUACCACAUAAAGAAUACAAGACUGGGGCAGACAGAGAGCUCACUACAACUACCAUCACACUGAAAUCAAUCGCAUCUAGUCAUGUCUCUAUGGAACCAAGUAAAAAGAACAUCGCUUAUCUUCUUCCGCGACGACAUGCCACAUUUGAAACAGUCUACGAAGAGGGAUACACCAGCUGCAGUGGUGAGGAAAUUGACAAUCCUUACAGUCUCUGUGACAACCUUCCUAAGAUAUGCGAUGCAUCAAAUACCAUUCAGGGCUCACUAAGUCUUUAUCCAACUAUACUGUCAACCUGGAGUCUCAGCUAUGAAACUAUACAGGGUGCAAGGGAAAUGAAAUGGGAUGCUCCAAAACCUGCAACCAAUCUUUUGAUUAAAGCAGAAGUAAAGCUGAUGGUGAAACAAAAGCGAAAACAACGAAACCGCAUCUCAGGCUUGAUCUCAAGGUCCGAAGUAACAGUUUCAGAGAAUGGUUGCUGUGACGGGAACAACGUACGAAUAAGUCCGUUUAACAACAAGUGUGAGCCAUGUCCCGAGAAAUCAACCUCACAUCUUCGUGGCUACUACUGUGAGCUAGACGAAGAAACAGAGACAAGUGGUAGUGGAAGUGCCAACGAAGAAGCAACAGAGGGAGAUGGCAAUAUCUAGCUCAUGAAAUCAAGAUGAACUGACCGAACAAAAGAAAUGUAGCGUGAUAUUUGAUGAACCAUGGAUGAGUUGCACGGGAAUCAAACAUAAAUCAUUGAACGAUUAACAUAAACAAUCAAAAUAAAAUAUAGUUAAAUGCACAUYUAAGAACAUCGCUGUUGUCAUUACUCUAGUGUAGAGAGAUCUUAUUCAUGCAGCCCAACCUCGAAAGRAUGUAAUAUUAAGAGUGAAGUUAUUAACCGAGCGCGAGGUCUGUAUAUACGGGAAAAUAUCAGACCGAGGUCUGAUAUUUAAUUCCCGUGCAGAUCGAGCAAGCGAGGUUAAUAACUCGUUCAUUAUAUGGCUUUUUACAUCAUAGAUUAUGAAGAAGAAUUACUCAAAGUAUAUAGGAAAAGUCUCACUGGUCAACUUCCAACCCGUUGCCUCCCUCUAUCUGAUAGCACCGCAAAUGUAUCUCAUGAUAUGAGUAAAAUGACACACAGAUA
Molecule: messenger RNA, 3539 nt
Organism: Exaiptasia diaphana
Lineage: Eukaryota; Metazoa; Cnidaria; Anthozoa; Actiniaria; Aiptasiidae
Exons: 2
Coding region: 43-3054 (1003 amino acids)
Source: RefSeq, a predicted model, not a curated record